This is a messenger RNA of Rubroshorea leprosula, 2401 nucleotides long. Lineage: Eukaryota; Viridiplantae; Streptophyta; Magnoliopsida; Malvales; Dipterocarpaceae. The record is from the annotation of a GenBank genome assembly.
AAAGCUAGAGAGAGAGGCAUAUGUGAAGCAUGAUCAUGGCUAUGUUGAAGGGUCAUCAUCACCGCUAUCUGACGAUCUUCUAUUUCUAAGAAGAUAUAUCUGAGCCUUUUGCUUAGGUUGGUUUUCCAUGGCAGUCGAUGUUGCCUUAUUAACCCACCAAGUUUGAAUCUUGAGCGAGACUUCCCUUCUUCCUCCUCCUCCUUCUCGAUCCCUCAAAGAAACAGCACCUCUCCCUAUUUCUUCUUCUUCUUCCGAAGCUGUUGGAGAGAAAAUCAACAUCAACUUUUCAGAAAGAAAGAUAGAAACUUUGCGGGUUCAUGGCUGGAGAAAUCUGUGAAGAUAAAACAAGGAAUAACAUGGUCUCCUCCUCGGCUGGUGCCUUUUGCUACUCAGAUCAAACCCAUCUUGUGAAUCAGAUCCAAGCCUUCGAAUCAAACCCUGAGAUUUUCAACUUGACAACAGGCAUGGAGAUGAUAGGAUUUUCCAAGAAUCAGAGUGACUCCAGCAGCUGGAAAGGGGUGUUUGGGAAACCUGGAAAUACGGCCGGUCCUUCUUCUUCAAAGACUACAAUUAAUGAUCAGUCUACAGCAGAUUUCUACCAACAUGAAAUCCAAACAGGGAUUUCUGAAAGUGGUAGUGAGAGGUAUUUGAUAAUGGGAUCUGAUUCCGCUUCUUGGCAAGAUCAAAACAGGUUGCUUCUGGACGAUUCUUCUCUGAGGUGUGUGUUUCCUUGUGAAGGAAAUGAAAGGCCAAGUCAAGGACUUUCUCUUUCUCUUUCUUCAAGCAAUCCUACCAGUAUUGGGUUACAGUCUUUUGAACUGAGACAGACUAACCACAGUAACAUGACCCCAGAUGGGUUUUUGGGGAAAGGUGGAAAUCAGCUUCAUCAUCAAGGACAGUUCCAGCUUAGGAAUUCAAAGUACCUGGGUCCUGCUCAGGAGCUUCUUAAUGAGUUUUGCAGUCUUGGAACUAAGCAGAUGGAUGCAGUGACAAAACAAAAGCAAAAGAACAAACAGUGGGAUGAUGAGAAUGGAAGCUGUUCUUCAAGAAAGCAAUCACUUUACUCACUUGAUUUCAUGGAAUUACAGAAAAGAAAAACAAAGCUGCUUUCAAUGCUAGAAGAGGUGGACAGAAGAUACAGGCAUUACUGUGAUCAAAUGAAAGCAGUGGUAUCUUCCUUUGAGGCAGUGGCCGGUGCAGGAGCAGCUUCGGUGUACUCGGCUUUAGCCUCCAAGGCCAUGUCAAGGCAUUUCAGAUGCUUAAGGGAUGGGAUUGUGAGUCAGAUUCAGGCUACAAAGAAGGCCAUGGGGGAGAAAGACCCAGUUGCACCGGGAACAACAAGAGGUGAAACUCCAAGGCUGAGAAUCCUGGAUCAAACCAUGAGACAACAAAGAGCAUUUCAACAGAUGAACAUGAUGGAGACUCAUCCAUGGCGGCCUCAAAGGGGGUUGCCUGACAGAUCUGUUUCUGUUCUCCGAGCUUGGUUGUUCGAGCAUUUUCUUCACCCCUACCCAAGUGAUGUUGAUAAACACAUCCUAGCGCGCCAAACAGGUCUCUCGAGAAGCCAGGUAUCCAAUUGGUUCAUUAACGCAAGGGUGAGGCUGUGGAAGCCAAUGGUGGAAGAAAUGUACUUGGAAGAGCUUAAGGAGGACGAAAGCAACAUGGCAUCCUCUGAUGCUGAGAUCGGUAAUGAGAACCAAAACCCUCUGCCGGAUCAGAAACCCACCGCCGAUCAGCUUGGCCGUGUCGACUCAGAAUGUCUGUCUUCCAUCAUUGCAAAUCCGGAAAAAACUGAUCCUAAAGUUGCCAAAACUCUUCAAGACCACCACAUGCAUGGCUUCGGGACAUAUGGUGGUGCUGCCAUGGAGUUAGACUUUUCUUCCUACAACCACCACACUGCCGGUGGGGUGUCUUUCUCAGGUGAGAAUGCUAACCACAAUUUCAGUGGUGGAGGGGUAUCGUUGACGUUAGGGUUACAGCAGCACGGUGGGGAUGGGGUCAGCCUGGCGUUCUCUCCUGCAUCACAAAGCUCUUUCUUUUACCCUAGAGACCACAUUGAAGAUUGCCAACCGGUGCAGUACUCACUUUUGGAUGGCGAAGGGCAGCACUUACCGUAUCGGAACUUGAUGGGGGCACAGUUGCUUCAUGAUUUAGCAGGAUGACGACAGGGUGGAGUUCCGAGGAAAAGGAUUGAAGAUGGUAGAUAAAUAGUGUACGUCUAAAAACUCAAUACAUAUAAAUACAUAAAUCUAUACUUGGGGGUUAGGUAUACCGUGAACCUUAAAUAGUUCCGUAUGGAUGCACGUACGUAGUUUUUACUUUUUCUGGAAAUUUGAAGAACAUGUUUAUUUGGAAUUCAGUUUUUAUUAAUUGAUGCAAGCAUUAAACAGAUAUCAGUUAU